Blastocystis hominis is the source of this 2535-nucleotide messenger RNA. RefSeq lists its product as hypothetical. Lineage: Eukaryota; Bigyra; Opalinata; Blastocystidae. Bases 1 to 2535 code for a protein of 844 amino acids. The transcript has 7 exons. Gene Ontology annotation, molecular function: serine-type endopeptidase activity; ATP-dependent peptidase activity; ATP hydrolysis activity. Gene Ontology annotation, biological process: proteolysis; protein catabolic process. The record is from RefSeq and is a predicted model, not a curated record.
AUGAUCUCAGCGAAAUCUACCCGAUCGGAACGUACGACUCUAGUUUCCUAUCAUUUUACUUUUAGCUGCGCCGAAUUCCGCGACCUCCGCAUGACCGGCAACAGUGCCAGUCUCAUUGUGAGCGGUCUGGCGCGUAUUCGAAUUGACAGCAUGGUGGAGAAGGGUCCUCCAAUGAUCGUAAAAGCCUCCAAGCUGCCCUAUCUCAGCGAGAACCUCGAUGAGAUCACGAUGAAGGCGUAUUCGAACGAGCUUCUCAGCUACGUGGAUCUGCUCAUGGCGCAGAAUCCGCUCUACAAGCAGCUCUUCGCGUCCUUCGAGAAGGAAUACAGCGGCUCGCGUGAUCCGCUCUAUCUCGCGAAUUUGGCGGGGUACAUGCCCUUCGCGAAGCGCGAAGACCUCCAAAAGCUGCUGGAAGCGAGCUCGAUGAGCGAGCGUUUGGAUCUGAGCGUGAAAGUGUUCAACGCGGAGCUGCAGUUGAUGCAGCUGCAGAAGGACUUGAAGGCGCGGAUCGAGAAGGCGACGAAGGAGAACGAGCGGAAAUACUUCCUCCACGAGCAGCUGAAGGCGAUCCAGAAGGAGAUGGGCGGCGACAAGGACCCCAAGCAGAACUAUCUCAACAUGGUCAACGCGAAGCUCGAGCAGAUGCGCAAAGACCACGUCUCCCCCGCGGCAAUCGCAGCGGUGGAGGAGGAAGUGCAGCGCCUGUCGUUCAUCGACAUCCAGCACGCGGAGUUCGACACGACGCAGAACUACAUCAACUGGGUGAUCAAUCUGCCGUGGACGCAGCACAGCGAGGACCAGAUGAACAUCCAGUACGCGCAGCAGGUGCUCAACGACGACCACUACGGGCUCAAGGACGUGAAGGACCGCAUUCUCGAGUUCAUCGCCGUGGGGAAGCUGCAGGGACACAUCGCGGGGAAGGUGCUCUGCUUCGUGGGGCCGCCGGGAACCGGGAAGACGUCCAUCGCGAAGAGCAUCGCGCGCGCGCUGGGCCGCGAGUACUGCCAGUUCUCGGUGGGCGGAGCGAACGACGUGGCGCAGAUCAAGGGACAUCGGCGGACGUACAUCGGGUCGCUGCCCGGCAAAAUCAUCUGGUGCAUGAAGAAAGCGAAGGUGAACAACCCGCUGAUUCUCAUCGACGAGGUCGACAAGAUCUCCGCGUCGCGGAACGUGGGGUUCACGGAUGGGCGUAAGGAGCAGGGCGAUCCGGCGAGCGCGCUGCUGGAAGUGCUGGACCCGAACCAGAACAAGGAGUUCUUGGACACCUAUCUGGACAUUCCCUUCGAUCUGAGCAACGUGCUGUUCAUCUGCACCGCCAACGACCUCAGCACCGUUCCCCAGCCUCUUCUGGACCGCAUGGAAGUGAUCCGCGUCAGCGGCUACGACUAUCAGGAGAAGCUCGAGAUCUCCAAGCGCUUUCUCGAUAAGAAGGUCCGCAUCGCCACCGGAUUGGAGCCCGAGCGCCCAACGACGCCGAAGUCGCUCGCGAUCGCCGACGACGCGCUGCAGAGCUUGAUCCGAUGGUACUGCCGCGAGGCGGGCGUUCGCAACCUGGAAAAGAGCAUCGAGAAGAUCUAUCGGAAGGUGGCGAUGCGGCUGGCGACGAUGAGCCAGUCGGAGAUCGAAUCGACGGACUUCACGAUCCACGCGAAGGACUUGGAGCAGUACAUCGGCCAGCGGAUCUUCCUCUCCGAUCGGCUGUACGAGGUCACGCCGCCGGGAGUGGUGAUGGGGCUGGCCUGGACGUCGAUGGGCGGCGCCACGCUGUACAUCGAGAGCCAGACCAUCAGGCCGCAUCCGCUGGACACCACGCUGCCGCCGCUGCGCGAAACGCUUCCAGCGAGUCUGCGGAGCGCCGGUGCGACGAGUUCGAAUGGGACGAGCCCCUCAUCGAGUCAAAAUACUGGUCAAAAUGGUCAAAAUGGUCAAAAUAACGCAUCCAUCAAUCCACCCAAUGGUUCUCUGAAUUCGGAAUUCCCGCUCAUUCAGCCGCAGAAUGCGUCUCUGAUCGCGCCUUCGGAGCCCGCCAAGCCGUCGACCGGGCAUCUCACGAUGACCGGCCAGCUGGGCGACGUGAUGAAGGAGAGCAUCCAGAUCGCCUACCUCAACGCGCGGCGUUGGAUGCAGCGCUUGGCGCGCAGCGACGCUCUGUACGACCGCUUGACGCAGGACUUGCACAUGCAUCUCCCGGAAGGCGCUACGCCGAAGGACGGGCCCAGCGCGGGCUGCGCGAUCACGACGAGUCUGCUGUCGCUGGCGCUGCAGCGACCCGUGCGGCAGGGGCUGGCGAUGACCGGAGAGAUCAGCCUCAAUGGGAAGGUGCUCCCGGUGGGAGGCAUCAAGGAGAAGGUGAUGGCGGCACGAAGAGCCGGCGUGAACGAAAUCAUUCUGCCGAAGGAGAACAGACGCGAUGUGAAUGAGCUGCCAGAAUACAUUAAGGAGAAUCUGACGAUCCAUUACGCGUCGAUGUAUGAAGAUGUGCUGAAGUUUACAGAUUUAUGUCCCGAGGUUUUCGAGAAUUCAGUUAAGGGGUAA